AUGGCUACGGCUCAGAUACAAUCUCUACUGCGGUUCCUGUCGCAAGAUGCCAAAGUCCCAUUGGCGUCUGCCAUGGCCAAGGUCAUGGAUCUCCAAAAAGCCAACCUGACAUCUGUCGAGCAAGUAUCAAAAGCAGAGCUUAAGGCUCUCCAGGAGAUAUUUGGAGAUGUUAAACUUGCGAAGCAGGUGCUGAACGCAGGAAAGAGGGUUUCCAAGAAACGACAGGCGCCAACUGGUAAUGCAGAAUCACCACGCAAGAAAACCAAGGGUCCAGCUCUCCGUGAGACUCUAUCUCCAUUUGAGGUGGAAUGUGGAUUAGCUCUGCCCACUUCGUCUGCGUCCGAUGAUGAACUGUCGCAGGUUGCUGUGCUUACUAACCGAGCACCUCUUGUGCUUGCUUUCGCAGUUUGUGCCUUGAAGUACACAAUGCCGGAGCAGCCGAUCUCAAGCAGGCUCAGCCUAGCUCAAGCUGUGGUCAGUGCCAACAGCCGUUCCCAGGCUAUUAGCUUGGGGAUCGAAAGUGGGAAAAAUGCCGAGCAAGAGGGAUGGGGUGAGGGUCAGCCGGUGAUCAAGGUGUUAGGACGCGAAAUAAAGGUGUUGAAGCGGUGGGAUUACGACCCUAGAGAAGGCAAGCCCACAGAAGAACUCGGUCCAGAGAAUGGCGGGGAGGCUGCACCAAGCUUGAAUGAUGUGAUUGGUAUGAGAGGCUCAGAUACCUUGGGCUCUUCACCUCCCCUUUGGGGCAUAGACCUCGAAGCCAUGCGCACUUCCCAGAGCAAUGUCUCGAGAGGUGCAGCCAAAACUGAUAGCAAUCUCCCGAUUUUUACGCCAAACUCAGCACGAUCAUAUCUGUUCAAAUCGUUCACGGCAGCAACUACCGAAGGUGACAAGAUCCCGGGCACAGGGAAACGGAAGACUGUGGCGCAAGUCGAGGGUGAAAAGGAGGCUUGUCUGGGGCACUUGCUACGAGCUAUUGACAGUGUCUGUCAAUCUUGGGCCAGCACUCUCAGCAGGGAGGAGCUGGACAGACGUGCAUGGGCCUGGUAUCUUCGCGUACGACCAGAUGUUCAGAGUGGUCCAGGAGGGUGGGGGGAAAAGGGGCAUGUGAGACUGUCUGACAUUCUGGAGCUUCGAAGAGAACCUUGA
This is a messenger RNA of Aspergillus clavatus NRRL 1, 1146 nucleotides long. RefSeq lists its product as uncharacterized. Lineage: Eukaryota; Fungi; Ascomycota; Eurotiomycetes; Eurotiales; Aspergillaceae. The record is from RefSeq and is a predicted model, not a curated record. Bases 1 to 1146 code for a protein of 381 amino acids. The transcript has 2 exons.